Scleropages formosus (Asian bonytongue) is the source of this 2059-nucleotide messenger RNA. RefSeq lists its product as uncharacterized. The record is from RefSeq and is a predicted model, not a curated record. Gene Ontology annotation, cellular component: endoplasmic reticulum; membrane. Gene Ontology annotation, molecular function: chloride channel activity. The coding region runs from base 830 to 1798 and encodes 322 amino acids. The transcript has 6 exons. NCBI's taxonomy places the organism in Eukaryota, Metazoa, Chordata, Actinopteri, Osteoglossiformes, Osteoglossidae.
CAGACAGAGCGCAGGCGGGUUUCGCAGCAGAGCGCGCGCUCCGAGGCACGGCGACCGUGCGGCGGCCAGCGCGAGCUCUCCGAGGAGGAGCGCAUGUGACGUGUUUGGCGGGAGCUGCGCGCCGUGUCGACGCCGGCCUCGAGGAAAUCAUCAUCAUGUCGCUCGGCUUGUGGGGGCUUUGCGUGGUGCUGCUGGAAGCGGGCAUGCUGGUGGCGGCGGCGGCGGCAGCGUCGGCGGACGAGGACUGGGUCGACCCCACGGACAUGCUGCGUUACGACGCCACGUCCAAAACCAUGAAGCGGGAGCGCGAGAGCGCGCAAGACGCGGCAAGUCAACGUACACACUGCGCCGCUUGGCACCCCGUACACUCACUGCCUCACAUUACUGCUUACCAACAAACGCUGUCCAAAGCGACUUGCAGUGUCGGUCUAUGACGUUUUACAACUGAACUGGAAGUCCUUAGUUACAGUGUCCAGGCUACUGCAGUAGGAGUGGGGGUGGAACCAGCAGCCAUCAGUAUACACACACACACACACACUCCAUGAUGCAGCACAUUAGGCUAUAGGGCAGGCACAUGCAGUACACAAAGUCCAUGCAGUGUAUCAUGGGCUGGUCCUGACUGACUGACCGACCGACCGCUGCGUUUACGCACCCCUCUCGGUGCUCCCUUUAAAGUCUGCCGUUCGGUUUUCGCCACUUUGUUCUCUUAUUAUCCAUCCGUUGAUCCAGUUUCAGUAACUGCUUGUCCUGAGCAGAGAGAGUCGCGGUGACCCGGAGCCUAUCCCGAGAGCGCUGGGCUCAGGGCCGAGCGGGGUACGCCCUGGACGGGAUGCCGGUCCGCUGCAGGGUAGCCAAACAAACACGCGGAGUCACUGGUCACGCACAGAAUGAGAGGAAACUGGAGCACCCGGAGAGCCACCCGCAUAAACACGGAGAGAGAGCAUGCAAACUCCACACAGACUCACAGGGAUCGAACCCACAUUCUCUUGUACCACCCAGGCAUAAUAAAUGUCAGUUAUUAUCAUGUAGUCGUGUUUUAAUUAUAUAUUAUUUUUUUAUUUACACGAAGAAAGGCAAAGUGCAAACAUAUGCAAGGGAUGAGACACUUGAGGAUGAGAAUUCUGCCAUGGAACACAACUGCCAUAAUAAGCUGAGCAUUUUACAGAAUGAGAUUGAGAAUUUAAAAUACAGAGUUAAUUAUUUACUGGAACAAGAAGGCUUAAACUUGGAUCCUGAAAGCAAACUGACCCAGCUUCUUCACAGCAUUCAGCAGCUCAAUACUCUGCAAGAAGAUGAUUCUUCUACUUUUCCCCUUGAAUGGCUUAUGGAAAAUAUUAUAAAAUCCAAAAGAUGCAUUUCGAUGUUGUUGCUCAUGGUUUAUACAUAUAUCAUGGAAUUAUCAGAUGUGCUGCACAAUUCUUCAGAUGUUGCACCCUGGCUGUUAUGUGCAGUCAUCACAUUCACGCUCACCUGUAUGCUUGUGAAGCACCUCAAGAAAACCAUGAAGCAGCAUGAACAGCCAAGAGAAAAUGACGGUCAGGGGGAUGAUGACUUUCCGAAUAGACAGCAUGAUGACUGGCAACCUGACAAUGAAGGACAGGAGGACCAUUACCACAGCCUGGAUAACCCCAUUAAUAUGCCUGCUGAGGUUCUGAACCCGGAAGGACUGGAUGAACAGAAUAAUGGAGCGGCAGAGCAGGUGCUGGCGGGCAUGGCAGAUGAGUGCUGUAAUGAGAACUUUGAGAUCACAAAGAUGCCCACGGCAGAGACUCAGCCGGCCUCGCAGUACUCUUCAUAGGCUGCAUCUGAUUUAAUGACUGAAGGCUCUAUUCCACUGUGAAAAUGCAGCAUUAUAGCAAAAGUGGAACUUGGAACAUUCAUAUUUCAGGUCAGGCUCCUAAGUGUUAUCUUGCCACAUUUUUUAUUUUAUACUGAUUCAAGUCAAGUUAUGGUUUUUUAUUCCAGCGCUGAAAUCAAGUUAACUGUGAUUUUCCUACAUUUUAACUUGUAUGUGUUGUACACGUACACUAAAAAUAUGGUGUCAGAAUUUUUGGUUAAU